UUUGUUUCCUUCUUCCUCUUCUUUACCCUUCUCUCUCUCUCUCCCUCCGAAUCUCUCCUUCAAACCCUAACCCCAAAACAUAACCAGUCUCUCACAUCUCUACAUCUAUAGCCCUAAUUCGGACUGUCUUUAACCCUAAUUCAAUCGUAGGCAGAGAGAUCCAUGGCCGCUCAGACGGUUGUAAACAAUCUCUACGAAACGGCUUCACAACCUGAUACGGGUGGCGACGCUUACACCUUCCUCGAGUUCAACACCCAAGGCGAUGAUUACGAUUAUCCUGAAUUCCAUGAGCUUUCGCAGCCGAUCAGGUCUUCGGUUUGGCCUUCUGCGUCUGAUUCGGUUGCUGACCCUUCUGAUCGUGGUGCCGAUCUCCAAGCCGAGAGUGGUGGCACUGUCUCUGUUGCUUCUGGUAGUGCUUCCAAGGGUAAAGGUGGUGGUGGUAGCAGUAGCGGCGGAAGUAGUAACCAGGCUGCGGUGGAUGCCCUAGCGGCGGGAAUGAGUGGUCUGAACUUUGAGGAAACAGGUGAUGAUGAGAAUUAUGAGUAUGGGAAGGGUGAUUUCACGGAGCAUGCUUGUCGAUACUGUGGGGUUCAGAACCCGGCUUGUGUUGUGCGUUGCAAUGUUCCUUCUUGUCGUAAGUGGUUUUGUAACUCGCGGGGCAACACUUCGGGGUCUCAUAUCGUCAAUCACCUGGUUCGAGCAAAGCACAAGGAAGUCUGCCUUCAUAAAGACAGUCCUCUUGGAGAAACCAUCCUUGAGUGCUAUAACUGUGGAUGCCGAAAUGUUUUCCUCCUUGGAUUUAUUUCAGCCAAGACAGAGAGUGUCGUUGUUCUUCUCUGUAGGGAACCCUGUCUCAGUGUCAAUGCAUUGAAGGACAUGAACUGGGACUUGAGUCAGUGGUGUCCUCUCAUCGAUGAUCGUUGUUUCUUGCAGUGGCUUGUUAAGAUUCCAUCCGAACAAGAACAGUUGAGGGCACGCCAAAUUAGUGCUCAACAGAUAAACAAAGUGGAAGAACUUUGGAAAACAAACCCUGAUGCCACUCUUGAAGAUCUUGAGAAGCCUGGUGUGGAUGAUGAACCUCAGCCUGUUGCCUUAAAGUAUGAGGAUGCUUAUCAGUAUCAAAAUGUGUUUGCACCACUCAUCAAGCUGGAAGCCGAUUAUGAUAAAAUGAUGAAAGAAUCGCAAAGCAAAGACAAUGUCACAAUACGAUGGGAUAUUGGGCUUAACAAGAAACGCAUUGCAUACUUUGUCUUCCCAAAGGAAGAUAAUGAGUCAAGGCUUGUACCUGGUGAUGAGUUGCGACUUCGUUAUCCAGGGGAUGCGACUCAUCCAGCAUGGCAGUCAGUGGGGCAUGUGAUCAAGUUAACUGCACAAGAAGAAGUUGCUCUUGAGCUCCGUGCCAGUCAGGGUGUACCUGUUGAUGUGAACCACAGUUUCAGUGUUGAUUUUGUUUGGAAGAGUACCAGCUUUGAUCGAAUGCAGGGAGCUAUGAAGACAUUUGCUGUGGAUGAAACAAGUGUCAGUGGAUACAUUUACCAUCACUUGUUGGGACAUGAAGUUGAGGCUCAGGUGGUUCGUAACACACUACCUCGUCGUUUUGGCGCUCCAGGACUUCCGGAACUUAAUGCAUCUCAAGUUUUUGCUGUAAAGAGUGUUCUUCAGAAGCCAGUAAGUUUAAUACAAGGGCCCCCUGGUACGGGCAAAACAGUAACUUCUGCUGCCAUUGUUUAUCAUAUGGCAAAACAAGGCCAAGGCCAGGUCUUGGUUUGUGCUCCAAGUAACGUUGCUGUUGACCAACUAGCUGAGAAGAUAAGUGCAACUGGGCUAAAGGUAGUCAGGCUUUGUGCUAAAUCAAGGGAAGCUGUAAGCUCUCCAGUUGAGCAUUUAACGCUGCACUAUCAGGUCCGGCAUCUUGAUACUUCUGAAAAAAGUGAACUUCAUAAAUUGCAGCAACUGAAAGAUGAACAAGGAGAACUAUCUAGCAGUGAUGAGAAGAAGUACAAAGCCUUGAAACGGGCAACUGAAAGGGAGAUAUCUCAGAGUGCUGAUGUCAUCUGUUGCACAUGUGUUGGUGCCGGAGAUCCUCGUUUGGCAAAUUUUAGAUUCCGUCAGGUUCUUAUUGAUGAAUCCACCCAAUCGACAGAACCUGAGUGUCUUAUUCCUCUGGUGCUUGGUGUAAAACAGGUGGUUCUUGUUGGGGACCAUUGCCAGCUUGGUCCGGUCAUUAUGUGCAAGAAAGCAGCUCGUGCUGGGCUAGCGCAAUCUCUGUUUGAGCGCCUGGUGCUCCUUGGUGUGAAGCCUUUCAGACUGCAGGUCCAAUACCGUAUGCAUCCAGCCCUGUCAGAGUUCCCUUCUAACAGCUUCUAUGAAGGAACCCUUCAAAAUGGGGUUACGAUAAAUGAAAGACAAUCAUCGGGAAUUGACUUUCCUUGGCCUGUGCCAAAUCGCCCCAUGUUCUUUUAUGUUCAGAUGGGACAAGAGGAGAUCAGUGCUAGUGGGACUUCUUACUUGAAUAGAACAGAGGCUGCAAACGUUGAAAAAAUUGUAACCACCUUUUUAAGGAGUGGUGUCAUCCCUAGUCAGAUUGGAGUAAUAACACCAUAUGAAGGGCAGCGAGCAUACAUUGUGAACUACAUGUCAAGAAAUGGUGCUCUUAGGCAGCAACUCUAUAAGGAAAUUGAGGUUGCAAGUGUGGAUUCCUUCCAGGGAAGGGAGAAAGACUACAUUAUUUUGUCUUGUGUAAGGAGUAACGAGCAUCAGGGCAUCGGAUUCCUUAAUGAUCCGCGGAGGCUGAAUGUGGCACUUACACGAGCUCGUUAUGGCAUUGUUAUCUUGGGGAAUCCUAAAGUCUUAAGCAAACAACCAUUGUGGAAUAGUUUAUUGACACACUAUAAGGAACAUGAAUGCUUGGUGGAAGGACCUUUGAAUAACUUGAAGCAGAGUAUGGUUCAGUUUCAAAAGCCAAAGAAGAUCUACAAUGACCGAAGGCUUUUCUUCGGCGGUGGCCCAGGGAUUGUUCCUAAUGACAAUUUUGGGUCGGUUGGGUCGCCAAACCCAAAUGCUGAUAGAAGAGGCAGUCGCUCUAAAGGUUCGUAUAUGCCUUUUGGUCCUCCGAAUGGGACACAUAAACCUGGAGUGCAUCCCACAGGGUUUCCUGUACCUAGAAUUCCACUUCCACCAUUUCCUGGUGGUCCCCAUUCUCAGCCAUAUGCAAUUCCAACUCGUGGAGCUGUUCAUGGACCAAUUGGAGCUGUUCCUCAGGUCCCUCAAGCUGGAAGCAGGGGUUUUGGUGCUGGGCGUGGUAAUGCAGGUGGUCCUAUAGGCGGUCAUCUCUCGCAUCAGCAAGGUUCCCAGCAAAGCAUGGGGAAUAUUGGAUCUACUUUCAACUUUCCUGCUCUGGACAAUCCAAACAGUCAGCCGUCUGCGGGUGGUAAUUUAUCACAAACUGGGCUAAUGACUCAGAUGCCAGUUCAAGGGUUGAGUCAGACUUUCCGUGAUGGGUUUUCCAUUGGGGGCAUGUCUCAGGAUUUCUUGGGCGAUGAUUUCAAAAGUCAGGGAUCUCAUGUUGCAUAUAAUGUUGCGGACUUCUCCACACAGGCUUCUCAGAGUGGCUAUGGCGUUGAUUAUGUUACACAAGGAGCACAAGCUAGGUUCCCAGGAAGUUUCUUGAACCAGAAUUCGCAGGCUGGAUAUUCUCAUUUGGGUACAGGAAAUGAUUUAAUUUCUCAGGAUUAUAUGCCUCAUGGAUCACAAGGCCUAUUCACACAGGUUGGGUUUAAUGACCCAACCCAAGAAGAUGCUUCCCAGAGCCACUUUGGUGUGGCAGGUCCCAAUCCACUCCAGUCACAGGGCUUGAUGAAUCCUCUCUAUUCCCAACCCUUCACCCAGUACAACACUCAGCCACUAAACCUGCAAGGUCCACAACAACAGCAACAGCCACAGCAGCAGCAGGGCGGCCAGAGCUCGCAAAACCAGAAACUCCACUACAAUGGCUGAGCAGCCAUUGGGCCUGAAUAUGUUGGGUUAUAUUCUUUGCAUCCAGCAAUUUGGUUGUGCUGACAUGUGUGCCAUUUAUCUGCAUUCCUGCAGAAGAGAUCUCCAUUUUCUAGAAGUCAUUUCCCAUUGCACUUCUAGUUGGUUCAGAUUGAAUGGCAUUGGGAAGUUCAAGCUGACAAAUGGUUACGGUUCUCUGUGCUACAUGAGCAGCAUGGCUAGGCUGAGGUAAGGAUAACCCCAGUUCCUGCUUGAAGUUUUGUAUUGUUCUGGAAGAAGCAACCAUUGGGAGGGAGCAUUGCAAGGCAUGGAGAAAUGGAGGGCUUUGGUCGGAUUCGGUUCCUCAUGCAUGUAAAAGACAGCAGGCACCCGCUGGCAUUGUUAAAUAUAUAAAACAUAUAUAAUACAUACACCGGGAAAUUUUGGUGGACCUCUCAGAGGAAGCAGAGCUAUUUGUUUGCCUCUUGAGAGCAUCCACUUGAUUGAAUUACGGGUACAGCUCGACUGCAAGUCUUGUACAGCCACCAGGGGAAGGUUGGUCCCGCCCUGAAGCUCAGACAUAUUUAUGAGACUAUUUUUUAUAAAAGAAUAUAUACUUCCAGUUGUAAUCUUUGUUGAGAUAACGUUGUUCUGUGUUUCAUCCUAUUAUUUGCUGUCUUUGAAACUGGAACUCCGUUUGAAUAUAAUGGAGGAAAUGGUCCAUUUCUGCCCUUGUA
This is a messenger RNA of Telopea speciosissima, 4709 nucleotides long. RefSeq names its product regulator of nonsense transcripts 1 homolog. Gene Ontology annotation, biological process: nuclear-transcribed mRNA catabolic process, nonsense-mediated decay. The record is from RefSeq and is a predicted model, not a curated record. The coding region runs from base 163 to 3996 and encodes 1277 amino acids. The transcript has 29 exons. Gene Ontology annotation, cellular component: cytoplasm. NCBI's taxonomy places the organism in Eukaryota, Viridiplantae, Streptophyta, Magnoliopsida, Proteales, Proteaceae. Gene Ontology annotation, molecular function: RNA binding; zinc ion binding; DNA binding.